Schizosaccharomyces cryophilus OY26 is the source of this 1150-nucleotide messenger RNA. RefSeq names its product hydrolase. The coding region runs from base 83 to 901 and encodes 272 amino acids. The transcript has 2 exons. Gene Ontology annotation, cellular component: mitochondrion. Lineage: Eukaryota; Fungi; Ascomycota; Schizosaccharomycetes; Schizosaccharomycetales; Schizosaccharomycetaceae. The record is from RefSeq and is a predicted model, not a curated record.
CACAGUCCUAUAAAUUCAAUAAUCGAUAGUCUAUCUGUCAAAAACGUAUACCCUAAAGGUCUGAAAAUUUUUCAAAGUAAAGAUGCCCUUUAAACCUGUUCAACUAGCAUUUGAAAAAUUUUCAGCUGCAGCUCCUAAGAAGCCUCCAGUUUUAAUCCUUCAUGGACUUCUGGGUUCUAGAAAAAAUUGGCGAUCUUUAUCACAAAACUUUGUCUCAAAACUUGACAGAGAUGUAUACAACAUCGAUCAGAGAUGUCACGGAGAUUCACCUGGUGUUGGUCCUCUGUCAUACCAGUCCUUAGCUUUUGAUACUCAACAAUUUAUGAAAACACAUGGCAUUGAGAAGGCUUCUAUUAUCGGUCACUCUAUGGGAGGAAAAACCGCCAUGGCAACUGCGUUGAUGUACCCGGACAUGGUUGAGAAAUUAGUUGUCGCCGAUAAUUCACCCAUCUAUACUCACCUUCCUGAGAAAACUAAAGUUUACAUCAAGGCUAUGAUGCGCAUCGAUGAAGCAAAUUUCAAAAAACAAAGCAGCGCAGACAAGAUGUUGAAAGAGGUAGAGAAUGAUACUUUAGUCCGGGCAUUCUUACUUUCUAAUUUAAGGAAGAGCCCAGAAAAUCCCAGUAUUUUCAAAUCCCAAAUCCCUCUUGAACUCAUUCACAAUUCCCUCCCUGAUUUAGCGGGAUUCUCCGUCAAUGAAAAUGGUGCUGAUCAAUAUAAAAAACCAACAUUGGUCAUUAAAGCUAAACACAGCACCUUUGUACCGGACGAAGCCUUGCCUGUGUUUAAAAAAAUGUUUCCAAAUUAUAAAUUGGAAACGUUGGACUGUGGUCAUUGGGUUCAUUUUGAGAAAGCCAAAGAGUUUACUGAACUUGUCGUAAAAUUCCUAUCGUCGGACUAAGCUAAAUUAGCUAUGAACCAGCUAUUAAUCGUUGAUGUCAAACUAGUUGGCUUGAUAAUCUACUCCCUCCUCCAAAACAAUAGACUUUACGUAUAAAUAGAAUAUAGCCUACUAAAUAGGUACAAUGGAAAAGAUUAUAAGAUACAAUCAGGAAAAUAUUGUAAGAAACAAACUAAGGAAAUUACAAUAUACUAUACAAUUUCAGAACUACAGACUUCAGGUGUUUAUAUAAUAGACGCUCUUCUCAUU